CAGCGCCAAAACAGGUCAACUUUACCUGUUGCAAAGAGUGAAAACUUUAAUUCUUUUAUUGAAUCUCUUAACUCUUCGUCUGAAAAUGUGAGCUCUGAGUCGUGCUUAAAAGAUCGUGAUUCAGAUGUCAAAUCCAAUCCCAACGUCUGUCCUCGACAGGUCCUUUUGUGUAGGCUCAGUACAUUUUCUACACAACUUUACCUGUCUUAUUUUACUUUACCUGUUUUGGCGCUGGUAGCCUGCGAAAACGCCAUCUCUUCGAUCAGCAAUACUCUAGCUGUCGUCUACCAUUUUUUAAAAGACUCUUGCUACUUCGCCUUCAAAUGUGGCUUCUUGCUUUGGUCGUGACUGCUGCGCUUUCCUUGGUAUCAUCUAUCCGCACUCCUCCAAAUGUGAUUGUUGUCGGUGGUUCCUCGGGAAUGGGGAAAGCAGCAGCUCUUGCCACCAUUGAGCAUGGCGGGAAGUGCAUGCUGGUGAGUCGAUCCAAAGACAAGCUGUCCACAGCCAAGUCCUAUUUACUUUCACAGGUCCCAUCAGCCAUUAUCGACACCGCUGUAGUCGAUGCUACGAAUGAGGAGGAAGUGCAGGAAUUUGCAGAAACACUGGAAUUGGGUGCAUGGGACGGUCUCGUGAUAUCAGCGGCAGGAAGAGCACCUCAUGGGCCAUUCACCGAACUACCAACCUCGGAUGCCCGAGGAAUGAUGGAAUCCAAGUUUUGGACCGCCUAUCAUUGUGCCAAGUACAUCUCGGUCAAGCUAAAUGACGGAGGUUGUGUGGUGUUCGUUGCAGGCAUUUUAAAUCGAAGACCAGGCAUAAACUGUUCCCCCCUGGCCAUUUCGAACGGAGCCUUGGAGGGUCUGACUAAAUCAUUGGCAUUGGAGUUUGGGCCACGGUUACGAUGCAACUGUCUUAGCCCUGGAUUCUGUGACACAGAGAGGUUUGACCACAUGACUCCAGAUCGAAAGGCGAAGAUGAUUGCCAACACUGCCCUCUCCCUGCCUUUGCAGAAGAUCGGCGAACCCAGAGACAUGGGAGGCGCUCUGUACUACUUGUUGACAGCUCAGUUCUGCACUGGAGUUAUCUUGGACGUAGACGGCGGGCAUGGGAUACGACAAUAUGCGUCCGUUGCGGGGGAUCCAAUGCGUGCAAAAGAACAAACACGACAAUAACCAGCUAGCUAUGUGGCAACGGAACCAAGCUUCGUACUUCCAAAAUCCACAAUUGCCACUUACUUGUAGAAACCUUUACUACGGAUUCGGGAACAAUUGAUCCUUUCCCCUCUGGGAACCAAAUUUGCCACCCC
Molecule: messenger RNA, 1303 nt
Organism: Seminavis robusta
Lineage: Eukaryota; Bacillariophyta; Bacillariophyceae; Naviculales; Naviculaceae
Source: the annotation of a GenBank genome assembly